AACCAUAAUCAUAAUAAAAUAUGGCGCUGAAUCAAAUUUGUUUCAACAAUAAUAUAGAUUUAAAUGCUCAUUUUCACACGCUUUAUUAAAAAUGGUCUCUACAAGAGGUAUCAAAUUAAAAUUUUAUGAAGGAGAAAGAGUGCUGUGCUAUGAACCAGAUCCGACAAAAGCUAAAGUUUUGUAUGAUUCAAAAGUAAUGGAAGUUAUUGUUAAUAAAGAUCCAAGAGGUAGAAAAAAUGUUGAAUAUUUAAUUCAUUUCCAGGGUUGGAAUUCUUCUUGGGACAGGUGUGUGGGAGAAGAAUUCGUGUUAAAAGACACCGCCGAGAACAGACAAUUACAGCGAGAUCUUGCAGAUAAAGCGCAACUACAAUUGGGUGCAUAUUUAUAUAGAAGGGAAAGAAAGAAGCAUAAUCGUAAAUUAAGUGAUAGGAUAUCCCAGUUAUCAGAAGAUGGGAGUUCUGGUAGUCCGACUCACUUAGAUUACCAGACAGAAGACUUGACAAGUAGUUCUGAAGAAGAUUCUUCCAUGGAAGAAGAUUUGGUACCAGUUGAAUUAACUAAGGAUUUGCAGGAAGUUUUGGAAAUUGAUUACCAUUUGAUUCAUGAAAGAAAUAAAUUACAUAAAAUUCCUGCAGAACCAUGCAUUAUUACAAUUUUGGAAAAAUAUUGGAAACAGUAUGCUACAAAUCAAAUUUACUGCUUGACAGAGAAAUCUAAUAGUGGCAGGUAUAGAAACCAACAAAAAAAGAAACCAGAAGAAAUUCAGAGAAAUUUAAAUGUUUGUAAGGAGGUCCUAGAUGGACUGAGAAUUUACUUUGAUUUUACUUUAAACGAUCUGUUGUUGUACAGGAAGGAACAAGGGCAAUGUGAAACAGCUGCUGCUACGUUCAUGUCCUCUAUACCAACAAUCAAACAUGAAGUAUUAGUUAAAACAGAGCUGGAAGAUUUAGAAUACGCGCACUUGCCUAAUAUGGGGCCUGAAGAGGACAUUCUUGAGCGAAAUAACGGCCAAGAAUUUACUGAAAGUAAUUGUACACCUGCUAAACGAAGAAUUCUCCGUUCUUAUCGUUCUCAGGACUCUGAAACCAACGGCAACACCCCUGAAUUGUCGCAAAAUUCAUCCACAAAUGUUGAACAGGAAGUUCCCACAGCAAUUGCAAAAAUUGUAAAUUGGAAGAUUCUCCCAGAUCAUGUUUAUUCCCAGCAGCCGCCCCCUCCUUCUCUUGUUUAUGGGGCAACCCACUUACUUCGUUUAUUCGUAAAAUUGCCUGAACUUCUUAAUUCUUCGAGUAUGGCUGACAAUAAGCUAAAAGUACUAUUAAGGCAUUUGGAUGAUUUCAUAGACUACUUAAGUGAUCAAAAGGAAUUGUUUGGAGAGAAGUAUUACACAGAAGCUUAAAAUAAAAUGUACAACUGUUUAAAGAAUGUUUGUAUUUGGUAACAAAUAAAUAUUGUAAAAUUAG
This is a messenger RNA of Agrilus planipennis (emerald ash borer), 1463 nucleotides long. RefSeq names its product male-specific lethal 3 homolog (gene msl-3). NCBI's taxonomy places the organism in Eukaryota, Metazoa, Arthropoda, Insecta, Coleoptera, Buprestidae. Gene Ontology annotation, cellular component: nucleus; MSL complex; NuA4 histone acetyltransferase complex. Gene Ontology annotation, biological process: chromatin organization; regulation of DNA-templated transcription. The transcript has 10 exons. The record is from RefSeq and is a predicted model, not a curated record. Bases 92 to 1399 code for a protein of 435 amino acids.